Ilex paraguariensis (yerba mate) is the source of this 642-nucleotide messenger RNA. The record is from the annotation of a GenBank genome assembly. NCBI's taxonomy places the organism in Eukaryota, Viridiplantae, Streptophyta, Magnoliopsida, Aquifoliales, Aquifoliaceae.
AUGGGGUCGUCUUCGACUUCGAUCUCUGAUCUCCAGCCGAACUCCAACUCCGACCGAUUGCCGGAAUCGAAGCAAAAAAGGCGAAGAAGAAUCGCAACUGACAAUGAAAUCCAAGAUGUCCAAAUCAAUCAAACACAAUGGAAAUCCCCGUUCGAACAACAGAUCUACUCAACCAAGCUCAUCGAAGCCCUCCGUCGAGUCCGCCGGAACCCAAACUCUCCGGCCUUUUCUCCCUUCACGACUCGCGCCGUCCGAGAGACAGCCAACCAAGUGCUCGCCGUUACUGCCAAAGGAAGAACUCGCUGGAGCAGAGCCAUUAUAACCGCUCGGCUCCGAUUCAAACUCAAUCAAAAAAGUAAAAAUCACAAGAAAUUAGGCAAGCUGGCCGGCGAUGUCUGGUCGAAGAAACGGUUGGUCAAGAAGAGGCUACCGCCGUUACAGCGAAAGGUCAAGGUUCUCCGCCGGUUAAUUCCCGGCUGCCGGAAACUCUCGUUCCCGAUUCUUCUAGAAGAAGCCACCGAUUAUAUAGCCGCUUUAGAGAUGCAAGUCCGAGCCAUGACCACUCUCGCGGGACUCCGCACUGGCUCAGCCGCCGGGUCUUUAGCCGCCCCUUCCGUUCAGCUCGGCUCCAAUCUCUGUUAG